Messenger RNA from Rotaria socialis, 1188 nucleotides. NCBI's taxonomy places the organism in Eukaryota, Metazoa, Rotifera, Eurotatoria, Philodinida, Philodinidae. The record is from the annotation of a GenBank genome assembly.
AUGCAAGUAACUUCACAAAACACAGACUCUAUUAAUUUAAAAGGAUUUAAUUCCGCUCCAUUAACUGAAAGUGAUUAUUAUAUUGCCGAUUACUUUGCGGGCGAAGACAAAAUGCGAAAUAGAACCUGUACAAGUGUUCGUCGCAGUUCAUUUCGUCAUAGUUCAGCAACAUCAGGUAUACAAAGUGUAGAACUGCACUCAUUUCAACAUGUUAUACCAUCAGUAAUCAUCUAUGAUCGAGAUUCAGUGGAAGAAAAAUAUUAUGAAUCUUUAGAAAACAUCCCUACAAUAAAAAAUGGCGCAUGCAUGUGGAUUAAUGUUACUGGUGUACAUGAUAAAAUUUUACUAUCAAAUAUUAGCCGACAAUUUAAGAUUCACCCUCUCGUUGUGCUAGACAUUGAAACCAAUGAACAACGUACAAAAUUAGAUAUUAUUGACGAUGCUUUAUUUUUAGUUGUUAAAUUAAUCUAUCCUGAUCAAAUUUCAAGAAAGCCGCGCAUCGAACAAAUUAGUUUCUAUGUAAAAGAGAAUACACUGAUAACGUUUCAACAGAGUCCAAACGAUAUUUUUGAUCGUAUUAAAAAUCGAAUUCGUCAAAAUAAAGGUCGUAUUCGAAGAUCAAAAAUUGAUUAUUUAUUUUACUCACUAGUUGAUGCGAUCGUCGAUCAAUAUAUGGAUGUACUGGAUAUUGCAAAUACAAAACUGGAAGCUAUAGAUCAUCAAUUAAUGCAAAAUUUAUCGCGUGAUACUCUCGAAACGAUUUAUGAUCUUAAACGUGAUAUGCUUGAUUACCGUCGUUUAACAUCACCAUUGAAAGAAAUUAUCAAUCGACUACAAAAAGAAGAAGAAACACAAAUUAUACAAGAAAGUACAAUUAUUUAUUUGAAAGAUCUCUAUGAUCAUGUUGUACAAGUCACCGAUACGAUUGACACAUACCGCGAAAUGCUUGCUUCGUUUAUUGAUUUUUACAUGAUGUUAAAUUCUAAUGCAAUGAAUGAAGUUGUUAAAACAUUGACUAUGAUUUCUACUAUAUUUAUUCCUCUAACAUUUAUAGCUGGUUUAUAUGGGAUGAAUUUUGAUAAUAUGCCUGAAAUACAUUGGAAACAUGGAUAUUUCGUCUCACUUGGUCUGAUGAUAUUCAUAGCACUUUGUAUGUUGUUUUAUUUUAAAAGAAAACGAUGGUUUUAA